UGUAACGCUCCGGUAGAAGCCCUGCGAUUGGCUGAACUAAACUAGUUCCUUCCCCAAUAACCCCCAGUAUUUGGGGGGUUGGUUCAGUAAAGUGUACACAAAUUUAAUCAAUUAUUAAUUUACGCCGUUAUCAACCAGAAAUCGACCGUUUAGAGACAUCAUAUCAACUUUAUCCUAACGGAAUUUGAAAAUGUAUGCGACGUGCUUGUUGGUGGAUUACUGAAAUCGUCGGUGGAAGAAAGACCAAAAGAAAAAACAACAACUCAAAGAGAUUUGAGUCUGGAGUGAGGAAAGAUUUUUGAACUCUAAGCUUUCAGAAGAUGUGUGUUUCAGCAAAAAGAUUCAUAAUGUGUGAAAUAUUCAGAAGAAAGUGGGUUAAACAUGAAGAAAGUUGAAACAAGUUAAUGAAUCUUCUUCGUAUCCUGAUGCAUCUCCCCUAACAAGACGUACAAGGAUGCUACACCAUCAUUGUAGAAGGAACCCCGAGCUGCAAGAAGAACUACAAAUUCAGGCCGCUGUAGCAGCAGGGGAUGUUCACACGGUGCGCAAGAUGUUGGAGCAGGGGUACUCUCCCAACGGCCGAGAUGCCAAUGGUUGGACCCUACUUCACUUCUCCGCUGCACGAGGGAAAGAGCGAUGUGUCCGGGUAUUUCUGGAACAUGGAGCUGAUCCUACAGUGAAAGACUUAAUUGGAGGCUUCACCGCACUGCAUUAUGCUGCCAUGCACGGCCGGGCACGGAUUGCACGUUUGAUGUUGGAAUCCGAGUACCGAAGUGACAUUAUUAAUGCCAAAAGCAAUGACGGUUGGACUCCCCUUCAUGUUGCAGCCCACUACGGAAGAGACUCGUUUGUCAGGCUCCUGCUGGAGUUCAAGGCCGAGGUCGAUCCGCUUAGUGAUAAAGGCACUACGCCGCUUCAGCUGGCCAUUAUCAGGGAACGCUCCAGCUGUGUGAAAAUCCUCCUGGACCACAACGCCAACAUCGAUAUCCAGAAUGGCUUUCUGCUGCGCUAUGCCGUGAUCAAAGGCAACCACUCGUACUGCCGCAUGUUUCUCCAACGAGGUGCAGACACAAAUCUUGGCCGUUUAGAAGAUGGCCAGACACCCUUGCACUUAUCUGCUCUCAAAGAUGACGUUCUUUGUGCUCAGAUGUUGUACACCUAUGGGGCAGACACUAAUACCCGAAAUUAUGAGGGACAGACCCCACUUGCUGUGUCUGUGAGUAUAUCAGGUGCAACCCGGCCAUGUCUGGAUUUUCUACAGGAAGUCACAAGGCAGCCGAGAAAUUUACAGGACCUGUGCCGGAUAAAAAUUCGACAGUGUAUAGGUCUUCAGAAUUUAAAACUGCUCGAGGACUUGCCAAUUGCCAAGGUCAUGAAAGACUUUCUAAAACACAAGUUUGACAACAUCUGAUUCCUGCAAGCUGCACCGACAAAGGAACACUGCAUCUGUAGGAGAACGUUAUCUUUGAUGUGAUGUAUAUCCUAUGCAAUUUCUGAUUUUUAAUUCAGAGCUCGGGUAUACUGUUUUUAUGUCAAAUAUUGUAGGUCUUGCUCUUUUUUUUUUUUUUUAAUCCAAGUUUUA
Polypterus senegalus (gray bichir) is the source of this 1582-nucleotide messenger RNA. RefSeq names its product ankyrin repeat and SOCS box containing 7 (gene asb7). The record is from RefSeq and is a predicted model, not a curated record. The transcript is spliced from 5 exons. Bases 455 to 1411 code for a protein of 318 amino acids. Lineage: Eukaryota; Metazoa; Chordata; Cladistia; Polypteriformes; Polypteridae. Gene Ontology annotation, biological process: intracellular signal transduction. Gene Ontology annotation, molecular function: protein binding.